UUGUUGGAAAUUGAUUCUGGUUUUUCUAUUUGUUUAUGUUGUUGUUGUUGUUGUGUUUGUGUUCUGAUUUCUUUUAUUGUUUAUGUUUUGGUGUUGUUGUUGUUGGGUUCUGAUUUCUAUUUGUUUUUGUUGAUGUUUUUGUUGAUGUUUUUGUUGUUGUUUCUAUUAAUAUUGUUGUUGAUGUUUUUGUUGUUGUUUUUCUAUUGUGUUUCUUCUUGUUUUGUUGUUGAUGUUUUUGUGUUUUGUUUUCUCUCAUUGUUUGUUGAUGUUUUUAUUGAUGUUUUUAUUGAUGUUUUUGUUGAUGUUUUUUAUAUUUUUCUUGUUGUUUUUGUAUUUUGUUUGUUUCCCUCUUUGUUUCUAUUAUUCCCUCUCCUCUUUGUUGUUGCUGUGUUUUUGUUUGUUUUGUGUUUUUCCCAAAUUUAUUAA
Molecule: messenger RNA, 426 nt
Organism: Meloidogyne enterolobii
Lineage: Eukaryota; Metazoa; Nematoda; Chromadorea; Rhabditida; Meloidogynidae
Source: the annotation of a GenBank genome assembly